AUGUCCGCUCAACCCUCCGCCAUGAACGGUGCUUCCACAUCUUCUGCUUCACAGUCAAAACAGCAGCUCAAGACAAAUUCCUUCGCAAAGACCCUGGACGGUGCUCGUAAGCAGGCCGCAAGCCCCGUGGAUGCCGCUUCGAGAAAAUCUCCUGCUCCAAAGGCCUGGUCUCAAGGCACCAACCCCAUCACACAACGCUCCAAUGCUUCCACUCCCGUAACCAAUGGCUUGACCAACGGCACCCCCAAGCCCACGCAAUCUAAGCCCCAGCAAGAGAAUGGCACGUCAAACAAGCAUGCUACCGACAGGCUUCUGUUCCUGAUCGCAAACUUUACCGGCAUGGAAGUUGCUGUCUUCCUCUUGAACGGAGAGAAGUUUACUGGUGUCUUCUCUUCUGCUUCCACCGAACCUGCCAACCCUCGUCUGACUCUGAAGUUUACCAAGAAGCUCAGUCAGCAAAUCAACGGCACCACCGACCAGUCCGACGCAUACAUUGGUGAGGGCGAAGAUCAUGUCAUGACCUUCAGCCUGCUCGACGUCGUAGAUCUCUCGGUCAACAAUCUCUUCUUGGCUACCUCCGAGACAAGAGCCCAUCAAUCGAACGCCCCUAGCUUCCGUACCGAUGUCGAGAUUUCAGGAAACCUCAACAUCCGUGAGCGCGAGCUUCAGCCCUGGCAGCCUAGCGCAGAUACCGCCAUCGACAUGUCGCUCGAAGACAACUCGCGUCCAGGAGAAUGGGAUCAAUUUGCUGCCAACGAAGCCCUCUACAAUGUCAGAAGUGACUACGACGAGAAUCUUUACACCACCGCCAUCAACAGAUCCGACCCAGACUACAGACGCAAGGCAGCCGAAGCUGAAAGAAUCGCUCGGGAGAUCGAACGCAGCGCUCCUGUGAACUCUCACGUCGCCGAGGAACGUCGCAUGAACGCUGAGAAAGAUGGCGGCCUUGAUGAGGAAGANAAAGUAAGUUGGGCUGAUAAACCAACUCCACGACUUGUUGCUGAUACCUCUUUCAGAUACAGUGGUGUCCGUCGCGAGACCAACAUCACAUCGCUUCUCAAGCAGGGUGCACCAAAUGCUUACGUUCCUCCAUCGCGAAGACCGAUCACUAGCCAGCCUACUGUACCAGGUGCUCCGUUCGACCCAGCUAUCGUCUCGGUUGCACGCCCUAGCCCAUCUACAGCUACAAACUCGGACAGUCAAGCUGCCUUGUCUAAGAAACCAGAGCAGGAAUCGCAGGCUUCAAAGGAAACGUCGACUCCAGCAGCGGCAGCAGUCCCUUCUGUGCCGUCCGUGACGGCUCCUUCUGGAGAAACACCAGCGGCCACCGCUAAGCCCGCCGCAGCCACUGCUGCACCUGUAUCCAAGCCGAUUCCUUCGAUCAACGCUGGUAAAGGUGCUACUGAAGGUGUCGAGCGUAAGGUCCUGGACUCAUUCAAGCAGUUCUCCAACAAUGAGAAGCUUCGCGUUCAGCAACAUCAACGUGUUGUGCAGGAGCGUCAACGCGCCAGUGCCCGUCAGGAGAAAUCGGUCAAGCUGAAUGACCUCAAGAAGUUUGCCGAAAACUUCAAGCUCUACUCACGCGUUCCCGAAGACCUUGUGCCCAUCCUUGCUAAGACAAAGGAGAAGCAGAACCUGAUCGUUUCAAAGGCCGAGCUACAGGCGCGUGAGAAAGAGUCAAAGGUCACAUCCGCUGAAGCGAGCCCAGCUCGCAUCGCACCUGCCAAACCUGAAGUCGCUUCUACUGAGGUUAACCAAGCACAGCCAGCAAGCCAGCCCGCGAAACGUCCAGAAACUGCUAACGAGCCUGGCUCUCCAUUGAGCCAAAGGCGUAUGGCUCAGAACAUGAGACAAAACCAAGCCAUUCCUCCUCGUGGACCUGGCAUGUCUCACGGCGUUCCUCCCCGAUCAGCUCAACAGUACAGAGCUCCUAUGGCUAACAUGCAAAUCCCCACGCCUAUUNNCCCCCCUCCCGAGAUCCGUUCACCCCCCACCGGACCUGCCUCCCGCGAACUUACCAGCCCUUCGACUGCUUCUGCCAGACUAAACGUCAAGGCAAUGGAGUUCAGACCUAACCCAUCAGCAAGCACGUUCACUCCCACAUCACCUACUAAGGCAAGUUCACAGCCUGCCAAGCGUCCCAGCAUCUCUGCUGCUUCGCCGGCCAAGUUUUUCGCCCGCAAGAGCGAAAAGCCCUUGUCUGAACGUACUCCUCUCAAGGAUGCAUUCAACCCCGUCAAGUACAUGCUCGAAACCACUGCGGCUGAGGGUAAGACUGAAACCUUCUCAUCCAAUGGAGGAAUCCCGCAAGCAUAUCGCACUCCACCAACAUGGGAGGUCGCUGAAGCCAACAAAGACAAGACAUACCGUGAUAUGUUUGCUCAGAGUCCAGUCGCCGCUAUUCCACCUAUGCACACCCCUACCAACAGUGUCAUGGCACACUCUCAUCAACUUCCGCCUCAUCUGCAGAAUGGUCCUCCCAACAACCAAACCCCUCGCUUCUACCCUCCUCAGCCUCAUCACCCUGGCCAACACUAUGACGAACACCGCAUGCAGUACGGUUCAAACACUCCGUCCGUCCAGCCAUCUCCUCGUCUGCCUCCUGCAAUGGCCUAUGGUCCGCAGAUGCACCCUCAAAUGCAGCACUUCCCUGCAGGCAUGCCUCCCUAUGGUAUGAUGCGUCCUCAGCAAUUCGGUAGCCCUCAGGGUCCUCCCAUGGGUGGUCACAUGAUGGUGCAGCAGUCGUCUAAUGGACCCUUCAUGAACGGCGCAAUGGCACAGCAGGUGCCAAUGUAUGCUUCGCCUGUGCCCGGUCAUGUACAGCCCCACUUCCCAGGCCAUCCCACUCCUCAGCCCGGCCCAGGCUUUGGACGCGGUCAUCCUAUGAGCCAUCAAGGAUCUCAGCAAGGACACCCUGGACAGAUGUAUAUGCAAAUGCCGCCCGCUGCGCCCAUGAUGAUGCAGCAACAUCCCGGACAGAUGCAGCAAAUGAGAAACUUCCCUCAGGGCCAGUAUCCAGGUGGUCCCCAAAACCAGCACGGCUACCCUAUGCAGCACCGUGCCAUGUCAAACCAGGGUUACAAUCACAAUCAGAUGACCCCUCGCCAACACCACGCAGCCCCUCAACAAGGACCCAGCCCAGGCAUGCCACCAAUGCAGCCCGCUGUCCCAGGAGAUGAGGGCAAAUGA
Molecule: messenger RNA, 3189 nt
Organism: Aureobasidium musti
Lineage: Eukaryota; Fungi; Ascomycota; Dothideomycetes; Dothideales; Saccotheciaceae
Source: the annotation of a GenBank genome assembly